Messenger RNA from Mugil cephalus (flathead mullet), 2636 nucleotides. RefSeq lists its product as uncharacterized. NCBI's taxonomy places the organism in Eukaryota, Metazoa, Chordata, Actinopteri, Mugiliformes, Mugilidae. Bases 570 to 2231 code for a protein of 553 amino acids. The record is from RefSeq and is a predicted model, not a curated record. Gene Ontology annotation, biological process: protein homooligomerization; endoplasmic reticulum organization. The transcript is spliced from 15 exons. Gene Ontology annotation, molecular function: GTP binding; GTPase activity.
CAGGAAAGAUGGCGGCGGAGGAGAGCGGAGUGAAGCAGCGGAUCCACAAGAACAGCAUCUUCAGGGAAGAGACUUGUCCUACAGCCCGAACAUGACGCUGGAUCAUGGCAACACAAUGAAAACAGCAUCAGCUACAAGUUUAACUGAUGAGGAAAUGAUCAACGUGUCCCCCUCGUGACGACUACAGCCCCGUGUCCGUGAGACGACUACAGCCUCGUGUCCAUGAGACGACUACAGCCUCGUGUCCGUGAGACGACUACAGCCUCGUGUCCGUGAGACGACUACAGCCCCGUGUCCGUGAGACGACUACAGCCUCGUGUCCGUGAGACGACUACAGCCUUUUGUCCGUGAGACGACUACAGCCCCGUGUCCGUGAGACGACUACAGCCCCGUGUCCGUGAGACGACCACAGCCCCGCGUCCGUGAGACGACCACAGCCCCGCGUCCGUGAGACGACCACAGCCCCGCGUCCUUGAGACGACCACAGCCCUGUCCCCCAGAGGACUAGUUUCAUCUGGAAUAAUGUUACUAAAGCAGGUGGCCACAGGAUUAAACCGGACUCGUCUCAGAUGAGGGGUAAAGAGGAGGACGACGACCUGCUGCUGGAGGAGGAGGAGGAGGAGGACGAGGAGGAGGAGGAGGCGGCCCGGCCGGUCCAGAUCGUGGUGGCCGAUGAGGAGGAGCACUCGUUCUGGCUGCAGGAGGCGGCGCUGGAGCGGCUGCUGCUGCAGGAGGACGUCCAGGACCUCAACGUGGUGGUCGUCUCCGUGGCCGGAGCCUUUCGUAAGGGAAAGUCCUUCCUGCUGGACUUCAUGCUGCGCUACAUGUACCAGCAGUCGUCCGGGUCGUGGAUCGGGGGAGAGGAGGAGCCUCUGACCGGCUUCUCGUGGCGGGGCGGCUGUGAGAGGGAGACCACGGGCAUCCUGGCCUGGAACGAGGUGUUCGUGGUGGAGAAGCCAGACGGCAGCAAGGUCGCAGUUCUGCUGAUCGACACCCAGGGGGCGUUCGACAGCCAGUCCACCAUCAAAGACUGCGCCACGCUGUUCGCCCUCAGCACCAUGACCAGCUCGGUCCAGGUGUACAACUUGUCCCAGAACGUCCAGGAGGACGACCUGCAGCACCUCCAGCUCUUCACGGAGUACGGACGGCUGGCUCUGGAGGAGGUCUACGAGAAGCCUUUUCAGACUCUGAUGUUCCUGAUCCGAGACUGGAGUUACCCCUACGAACAUCCCUACGGUCUGGAGGGAGGCCAGAGCUUCCUGGAGAAACGUCUGCAGGUGAAGCAGAACCAACACGAGGAGCUGCAGAACGUCAGGAAACACAUCCACUCCUGCUUCUCCAACAUCAGCUGCUUCCUGCUGCCCCACCCCGGCCUCAGGGUGGCCACCAACCCCCACUUCGAUGGCCGGCUCAGAGACAUUGACGAUGACUUCAAGAAGGAGCUGGUGAACCUGGUCCCUGUGCUGCUGGCUCCGGAGAACCUGGUGGAGAAGGAGAUCGGAGGAGUCAAAGUGACCUGCAGAGACCUGCUGCACUACUUCAAGGCCUACAUGAAGAUCUACCAGGGGGAGGAGCUUCCUCACCCCAAGUCCAUGCUGCAGGCAACGGCUGAAGCUAAUAACCUGGCGGCGGUAGCUGGAGCCAAAGACGUGUACAACAAAAGCAUGGAGCAGGUCUGCGGUGGAGACCGACCCUACAUGUCGCCCUCGGAGCUGGAGCGGCGCCACCUGGAGCUGCGCCAGGCGUCGGUGCGACACUUCCGCUCGGUGAAGAAGAUGGGUGGCGAGGACUUCUGCCGGCGCUACCAGGAGCAGCUGGAGGCGGAGCUGGACGAGGCCUACGCCAACUUCACCAAACACAACGACGGAAAGAACAUCUUCUACGCGGCGCGGACCCCCGCCACGCUCUUCGCCGUCAUGCUGGCCAUGUACGUGGCCUCGCUGGUCACCGGCUUCCUGGGCGUCAGCUCCGUGGCCACGCUCUGUAACCUGGUGAUGGGCGUGGCCCUGACGGCGCUCUGCGUCUGGGCCUACGUCAAGUACUCCGGAGAGUUCCGGGAGGUGGGCGGGGUCAUCGACAAGGUGGCGGAGACCCUCUGGGAACAGAGGACUCCACGGAAGAUUUUAUGUAAACUCUUCGAGGUGGCUCGGAGUCGAAUCCCUCUGGGGGGUCUGAUCCCGGUCCCUCGUCCCAGACUGGCAUCAAACAACAACGUCAAGAAGAAAAACUAGCACUGUAGACCUGGACCUGGUCCUGGGCCAGGAUCUAGGCUGGAGGACUUGCUGUAGAUCUAUAUCUGGACCUGGACCUGGACCUGGACCUGGACCUCGGCUGGAGGACUUGCUGUAGAUCUGUAUCUGGAUCUGGACCAGGAUCUGGGCUGUAGAUCUAGACCUGCACCUGGACCUGGAUCCAGUUUGAUGUAUUUAAUUCUUUGUAAGUGGGCGGGGCUACAGUAUUUAUUGGGGGGAGGGGCCAUUAGUGAUUCCUGUUUAUGUGAAUGUAUGAAUGAAGAGCAUGACCACACCUCCUCCUCUUCCUCCUCCUCUUCCUCCUCUUCCUCCUCUUUUCUCCUUGUUUCUGUCGAAGCCAAAAACCUGUGAACUGAACGGUUUCAUUCCAAAUGUUGACCUGGG